Messenger RNA from Manihot esculenta (cassava), 1536 nucleotides. Its product is annotated as protein FANTASTIC FOUR 3. The record is from RefSeq and is a predicted model, not a curated record. NCBI's taxonomy places the organism in Eukaryota, Viridiplantae, Streptophyta, Magnoliopsida, Malpighiales, Euphorbiaceae. The coding region runs from base 367 to 1425 and encodes 352 amino acids. The transcript has a single exon.
AAUCUCCUUUAGCUCCCCCACAUAUUUUAUUUCUUUAUUCUCCUUUUCAGUGUGUGGCAGAGUAAGAAUUGAAUAUUUCAAGUGGUGUAAAAAGCGUCCCCCCUCCUCUCCUCCACCUCUCUCCACACUGUACCUCCUGCCACUUUUUGGCGACUACAAAUUCGCACCCAAAUCCUCACUUCUCCUUCAUGUUCAAUCUCCUUCUCCUCCUAUUUCUCUCCAAAUCCUCUUCAUUUUAAUCUCAAAGCUUCACUCCUCUGUCUUUCUCUCUGUUUUUGCUCUGCCUCUCCACGCGCUCCUUUUUGGGACGGCUUUUCCUGCUGUUUUUUGCCUUUCAAUUGUCAUAGUUUGUUGUAACUUGUUACAAUGGCAACUAUAGUUUGCCAAGGUUUGCAGUCUUGUCUUGAGUCUCAGGUUUUCGAGUCAAGGACAAUGAGGCUCAGAUUAUCUUCACCAAAACCCCACUUCUCUCAAUCCCUUGAAUUAGCCCUAAAACCUUGCUCCUUGGACUCCACCACUAAGGAACUCAGCGACAGACGCCAUGAUGAAGAUAAGCAUACGUCUUCAAUCCCAACUCCUGAUAUGGGCGGGUGGAGCUUCCUCCAAGCUCUGUCCAACACCUCUCAGGGUCCCAAAGAAUCAAUGGAGAAAGAGAAUACAUAUGUACAUCCUGUAGUUAAGCGUUACCCCUCAACGCUUAGCGAGAAGAGCCUGGAAUUAUGUACUGAGAACUUAGGUAGCGAAACUGGGACUGACACUUUUGAGAGGGGCAUUUUCGAACUGUCUUCAUUCGAGUCGGAAGCAGGAAAUUCUCCAACAAGGGGGCAACAGAAACCUCGUCAACUUUUUGGUGCUAGGAAAGCGAAUUCUCGUAGUUUUCCGCCUCCCUUGACAACGAUGAGUGGAUCAGAAUCCCUUCGAGUUAGGCCCCACAGAGAAGAUGGGAGGUUGAUAAUCAAGGCCGUCAAGGCCCCAUCAACACACUAUAAUUUCCAAGCUGAAAGAAGCCAUGGCCGCCUUCGACUGUGUUUUGUCAAAGAUUCUGCUUCUAAUUUUGACUCUACAGACGUAGCCUCCGCAGAAGAAACUGAAGCAAUAAUUGAAGACGAGAAUGACAAAGAAGAGUUUGAAAGUGACGUGAAUAAAGAGGAAGGGAGAGACAUUGAAGAAGAAGAUGAAGAAGAGGAGGAGGAGCAAGAGGAAGAGGAAGAUUUUGAACAGGAAGCAAGGGAAGAAAAUACGGCCUCCACCGGAAAGGAAAAAGAAAAUAGUGGGUACAUUGAAAAAGAGGUGGAGGAAAAUCAUUUGAAUGUUGGGGCUGAAAUGGGGAUGGAAGAAUUUCAAAGACCAAGCAGAUGCAAAGAAGGUGAACUAGAGAACAAAGGAUUGUUAAAUUGGGAACCUUUUUGGGUGGCUACAUCCUAAAGUUUUAUUUUGGAUCUCUGCUAUAAUCAAAUUUUACAAUUUUUAGUUUGUCCCUUUCCCUUUUUGCUCUCUUUUCAUUUUCUAAUGAAUUACUUCCUCCUUCUUCUUCUU